Molecule: messenger RNA, 1996 nt
Organism: Exophiala xenobiotica
Lineage: Eukaryota; Fungi; Ascomycota; Eurotiomycetes; Chaetothyriales; Herpotrichiellaceae
Product: chaperone DnaJ
Exons: 2
Coding region: 112-1731 (539 amino acids)
Biological process (GO): response to heat; protein refolding
Cellular component (GO): cytoplasm
Molecular function (GO): heat shock protein binding; ATP binding
Source: RefSeq, a predicted model, not a curated record
CCAAAGCAAUUAAUUGAAUUGUUUGAAUCAACCUGCCAGUGCACUGCCGGACGACACCUUACGACUCAUGUAUAUACAUUGCGAUUAGUUGAUCGAAACAAAACCAUCCAGAUGAGUGCGGCCGGCGCCGCCUGGGCCAGUUCGGCUCCUCGAUUAAUAAGAACCUCUAUACCAUGCCCUCGACAGUGUCCCAACUUUAGCCGCAGAGCUCAGACGAGGCAUCUUUCCUACUCCACGGCUUCCAAAAGACCAUCCUCUCGACCUUCUCCUUCAAGCCCUAGACGGAGCCCGGCUGAUCAGACACGAUUGUUCUCCGCAACCUCGGCGUUCCAAGCCACGAAAGAUCCUUAUGCCACCUUGGGCGUCGGUAAGAAUGCUGGAGCAUCGGAGAUCAAGAAAGCUUACUAUGCCCUGGCGAAGAAAUAUCAUCCAGACACCAACAAAGAUCCCACCGCGAAGGAAAAGUUUACGGAUGCACAGGCGGCCUAUGAACUGCUGAACGACCCUCAAAAGAAGGCUGCCUACGAUCAAUUUGGAGCAGCCGCAUUUGACCAAGGCGCUGGAUUCGACCCAGGUGCUGCGGCGGGCGGACAUCCUUUUGGUGGGGCGGCUGGAGGGAACCCGUUUGCUGGUUUUGGUGGAGGCUUUGGCGCCGAGUUCAACUUCGAGGAUUUGUUUGGUGCAUUUACUGGUGGUGGCCGGCGCGGACGUAGAGGGGGAUCACCGUUUCAGGAAGAGAUCUUGGUGGGAGAAAACAUCGAAGUGCAAACCAACAUCUCGUUCAUGGACGCCGCAAAGGGUGUGACGAAGAACAUCACUAUCACGCCACUUGUUCAGUGCGGUACGUGUAAAGGCAACGGAUUGAAACAAGGAUCACAGAGACAACAAUGCAAGUCAUGUAAUGGCACAGGCACCCGGAUACACGUGAUGCAACAAGGCUUCCAGAUGUCGAGCACAUGCUCUAGCUGCGGCGGGAGCGGAGUGACGAUACCAAGAGGUUCGGAGUGCAACACUUGUGCUGGGAACGGAGUGGUCCGACAAAGGAAGACGGUUCAAGUUGAUAUCCCUGGAGGUGUUGAAGAUGGGAUGAGACUGCGAGUCUCUGGGGAAGGAGAUGCCCCUCCAACGGGCAUGUCUGCGGGUACCAAUAUUCGAAGUCAACGUGGAGAUCUCUACGUCUUCAUCCGUGUGGCACCCGAUGCCAGAUUCAGUCGAAAUGGGGCAGAUGUUCUCUACACUGCGUCAAUACCUUUAACGACCGCUCUGUUGGGAGGCGAGGUUACAGUACCGACCCUUGAUGGGGAAGUCAAGGUCAAGGUCGCAACGGGCACCGGCACUGGCGAUCGGAUAACACUCGGUGGUAUGGGUAUGAAACGACUUGGUGGACGUGGUCCUGCUUCUGGUGACCUCCGUGUGGAAUUCAAGGUCAACAUGCCAAAAUAUUUAUCUGCCAAUCAACGAACCAUUCUUGAAAUGUUGGCAGACGAGAUGGGUGACAAAACCGCCAAGAGGAUCAUGAAUGUCAAUCAAUACAAGCAGGACCCUCCCAAGGAUACCACGUCGAAGCCAUCAAACAAAGCAGCGGACCACAAGAACGAAGGGUUUUUGAAGUCUGCAUGGCAUAAACUUACGCAUCAACAUGACAACCUGGAAGCGGAAGAAAAGGGCCCGCAGAAUAAAGCAGAUUCGAAAGACGACGAUGAGCCCAAGAAGGCAUCAGGCUCUGGGUGAGCCGUGAUCUUGACGGAAUCCCUACUUCUCGAUUUACAUAUCAUAGCGACGGCGAUGAACGGCUGAAUGGGCUGUGUUCUGGAUUUCUAGAGCGAGUUUCGUGACAUGGGGCACUUGGAUUGCCCGUUGUAUCUGAAGAUCGCGGCUUCGAAAAGUGUACAGUAUUCUUGCGACCUGAUUAUUGAGAGGACAGAAUACCCAUCUACUCGAGUGUAGAAAUAGUGAUUGAUACGACAUAACAACCUACAAUUAUUUCUGUAUUUUG